Messenger RNA from Sardina pilchardus (European sardine), 4410 nucleotides. Its product is annotated as transmembrane protein 125. The transcript is spliced from 4 exons. The record is from RefSeq and is a predicted model, not a curated record. The coding region runs from base 1623 to 2324 and encodes 233 amino acids. NCBI's taxonomy places the organism in Eukaryota, Metazoa, Chordata, Actinopteri, Clupeiformes, Clupeidae.
UUCUGAACCACACCUCCUACGGGGCAAAAGUCCAUGCGAAAUUGCCAGUAGUACACCUGACAGGCUGUAAACAAGAGUGGGUCGUUUUGUUAACAUUCUUUUCAGAAAGAUAAUCUGUCUUCAAAUCCUAUUUCGGCGUUGAGUUAUAAACCAGAAGAGCACCCGUAAGCAGGGACUAGAGAGAGACAGCACAUGCCUUCGAGAAAUGAUAACAGCGAACGGUCGCGGAAUUGUCCGUUAGAAGCGCAUUCGGUGCACAGGGGUAUGGAGACAGCUUGGUGCUGAGUUGGGAACAGGAUGCACCCACUGACACGCUCUAUUGUCCUUUAGCCUCUCUGCUCAGGGUGUGUGAAGCGCGGAGGAGGGAGGGAGGUGAGGAGCAGCCUCUGCCGUUGUGUGUGGUGACGGCGUCCGGAUGGCUCUCUGAAUGAUCCUCAUUCACCCCCCUCCAGCCGCUCCUCGUGCGCACACACACAUCAGUGGAAUCGUGCCACCCCGUCUGUCCCCCUGCCUGACCAACCCCCCCUAACACACACACACACACACACACCCCGGCGGCGCCCGAUGCUGGGUUCCGACGCCCGUUUGAAGCAGUGGCAGCAGCGUCGGCAGUGGAGCCGGAUCAGGCGUCUCUCAUCUUCCGUGGGGAGGCUGGUGCACUGAAGAGGGAGGAGGGAGAGAGCCGGGGCGAACGUCUCCGUGAGCGUCCACAUCAGAGCCGUGGAGUGGCCGGACCAAAAGGCCGAAGCCUCCUGUAGACGCCUCGAUACCCUGGACUCUCGGCUUUCAUGUGCUUCUCACAUAGCAGCCGGUGAAGUGUCUACUGUAUCAGAUGGACAGAGUAUGUGGUGCUGGUCAUCAUGAAUAAUUGAAUGGGAAUGGGAGCUGUUUGCUGAUGUGGACGCUAAGCGUUUGGUUUGAAAUUCGGAUGGAAGCCAUGCUGCUCGGGGGCAUCAGGAAAACGCCAGACUUCAGCAGGAACGGCUAGACACACUCUCCACUGUCGCCAGCUCAACAACACCACACUCUGGGCCGGGUUUUUCUGUCUUGGAGGGGGAGAGAUAAAGAACAAAAGAAAAGACUGCAGAACAAAAAUAAAGCCAAAUCUGCAAUCCACCACUACGUCACCUUCUUUAAAACUCAACCUGCAAAAUAUUCACACUGAAUCAUGAAACACACUUCAAAGGAGGCGACUCUAAAGGACUCUUUUAAAAGUGCAACUGCCAAUGUGCACUUUGAACAAAAAGAGAAAAGCUGAGUGGGAUCUUUUCCUGCUUUCAGAGUGACCUUGUACAAAAAGAAAAAAACAAAGCUAAGGAGAUCCAAUUGAUUACCCACUUUUAUGAUUUUCUCCGAGGUGUUUUUCUUUUUGUCGGAAGUGAACACACCUACUGCAGAUAAAGAAGAGUCCUCUCUCUGGUCUACUGUAACAAACCUGUGAUCUACAGCUGAGGGGCUUGUUUGGAUUAGACUCUCUCCCUGGAGGAAGGCAGAAGCUGGCACAAAGCUAAGGUUGGUAUUCUAGCGGAGCCUUCUGUGCCUUCACCCCGGCCCUCAGUCCCCUCCAGGCCUGGUGUCAGAGCGAGCUUCCCCCCAGUGACGGUGGCUGCCUGGGGGGCACCAUGUCGGAGCUGGAGGACUUUCCCCCGCCCCGGGGCUUCCAGCCGGCUCCCCCCGCCGCCACUCCCGCCGCCGCCGCCGACCCGGCCCGCAUCCAGCAGAACCUCCUGGAGGAGCAGGUGGAGCUGUGGUGGUUCCGGGAGCCGCGCAAGUCGCUGCUGUGCUACUGCGUGGCGGUGCUGCUGAUCCUGGGCUGCGGCCUGGGCGGCGUGGGCCUGCUCUCCACCACCACCAGCGUGUCCAGCGAGUGGCGCCUGGGCGUGGGCACGACGCUCUGCCUGCUGGCGCUGGCCGUGCUCCUCAAGCAGCUGCUGAGCUCGGCCGUGCAGGACAUGAACUGCGUGCGCAGCCGCCGGCGCAUCGACGUGCUCAAGAGCGGCGGCCUGGCCGACCUGCUGGCCGUGCUGCUGACCGGCGUGGCGCUGCUGGUGUGCGGCGCCGUGCUGCUGGACCUGGCGCUGGCCAUGCACAUGCCCAAGCCGGGCCGCGCGCUCAACGACAUGUUCAUCUCCGGCGUGGUGCUGCUGGCCGGCGGCGGCGCCGCCACGCUGGCCGUGGUGGUGUACGCGCUGGCCGUCUUCCUCGUGGAGCAGACGGGCCCCGGGCAGCGGCUCAGGGAGCGGGCGGUCGGCGUGUUCACCAUAUCGGGCCGCAUGCGGGAGGCCAGGAGAGAGACCACGUCCAGCUUAGCCCAGCUCAUCUGAGCGUGUGGCCAGCAGCUCAAGCCGGCGCAGACAGCGUGAGGGUGUCACCCUCAAAACACGCCGUGGGUUUUGGUGCCUCCGUCGGAGCCCGCGAUGAGCUCGUCACCGUCAUUAACGGAACAAUCCCGGACCUGAUCUAUCUCCCCCUCAGUGACACUGUAGCGAUGUUUGAUGAUAAACUGGAAGCGACGCGCCAGGAGAGAAAAUAAGGAGCCCGGGGGAGAUUUAUCACCGGCCCUUAUUUAUGCACCGCGAAAUCAUCAAUGUUUGAAUCAGGCCAAACGACCAAUUUCCAAGAAUGAUUAGCCAUGCGAUUGCCUCGGACGCACGGUCCACGCAAAUGGAUCUGUCGGGACGAGCGGCUCCACGGGAGUCCAUAGGAAAAUUGAUCUGGAAGAAAUGGACCUUGGACCUGUAAUAGGGCAUGGGGCGCUUUCAAUUCGCGCCUCGGUCCUUUUUUUUUUUCUUUUUUUUUCCUCCACCUCGGACUCGCAAUUAAUUUCGACACGUCUGUCCUUCACACUUCUAUUUCCGUGACUCGGGGAGAGCAUGCCAACUGGAGACGUCCAUCUGGAGGUGUCGGCUGCGUGGCGGGAGACGGCGGCGGCGGCGGAAGGCCGGAUGGGACCGGAUGACUCUCACACGAUCACACGGAUUUGCAUGGCUGUGAAUUCAUACCUCUUUGCCUCGCUCUGAUUUUUUUUUUCUUUGCACAAAAGAACAAAAAAACACGUCCUCCUCAUCACCAAAAACUGAGAAAAGCUUUUCCGAUCCAGCUGCAUAGUCCAACUGUGCCACGUGUGUGUGUGUGUGUGCGUGUGUGUGUGUGUGUGUGUCAUCAGGCUAUGGCAUCAAAAUAAGCAGUGCUUUUAGUAUUAAUGUUCCCCAGUAGAGGUGAUCUUUUUGGCCUUUGAAGAAUUUUUGUCUGCCUUUUGCACUUUUGCUGUCAGACUGUUCACAUGCACAGUCCUAAAUAAAGAAUGUAGACAGAGUCAUAUGCAUUUUGAGUGUCUCAGAGAGAGAGAGAGUGAAAAGAGUGAGAUAUGGAAUGGAGGAAGGCAGUGCUUUUGCAAAUGGGCAUUAUUCUACACGACAGCUGUACAGCUCUAAGCCAUGUGCGGGUGUGUUAGUGCUCUAGCUCCUCUUCUGUCUGUCUGACAGUGCCUUUAUUCUUUCUGAUCGCUUUUCUCUGCCUGUCUGUCUGUGUGUGUGUGUGUGUGUGUGUGUGUGUGUGUAUGCCAGUGUGUGUGGUGUGUGUAUGUGUGUGUCAGUUCAUAUACCAUAUGCUAUUAUAUCUGUGCCAAUUAUACUGUUCUAUUUUAUAACGUACAUGUAUGUGUGUGUGUGUGUGUGUGUGUGUGUGUGUGUGUGUGUGUGUUUCUGGGGCAGUAGUGUGCUGUGUGUCAGGUAAGCUGUAAGGCAGUAGUAGAUCAAGAGCCUGAGAUGAGCUGAGUCACACAAGCAGAUACGGUGCAUGAUGCAGUGCAUCAGGGGCAAGAGCUGGGCAGGACGAGCCGGUGCUGGGCAACGCCAGUUCCCACAGACCACAACCGGGCUAUUGUGACACGGCCAGCGGCCACUGUUGCCUCACAAUGGCCCGCUCUAUGACCCACUGUCACCCAGGCACAGACUGGGCGCAUGCAGGGAGAGAUAAGAGGGUCCGCGUCUGGUACUCCCUCUAAGACACAAACCCGCCCCCCCGCCCCUACCCCAGUUGCACAUGAUCUAGCGCUUUGUUUCAUUGAGACUUCUUACCAAGUGUGCAUGGAUGGAUACUCACACAUUGGUUUGAUGUGAUUUGGGAGCAAAAAAAAACAACCCAAACCCAAAGGCUCUUAUAUGAAUUUGUGUUUUUUUCAUGGAAACAAUGAGAUGAAUACGUCCGUGUCUUCUGCUCAAUAGUAACUGGUUGUGUGUGCAAUCAAGCAUACACUUGUUCACCAAUGAUGAGACAAAGAGAGCAUCCAUGGAACCACACAAGCUCUAAGUGAGAAGAGCAUACACAAUUAUGUGGAAUGAUGUUAUUCAAUAAUACUGUCCUUAAUACAAAAAUAAAGUAAUGAUUUCAAACUUGUGCUGAUAAAAA